AAUUUUACUUUAAAAAUGUCUUCGCCAUCAAUAUCGGACAAAAUGUCCUUUACAUGUUUGGACUUGCUUUUGAACAUUUUAAUAGAAGAUACUAAAGAGUUUCAAAAGGAAUUUGACACCAAAAUGAGCUUUAUACGCGAACAGGAAAACUACUGCUCAAAGAAUAUGGAAGAACUUAUUUCGAUUCAAGACUUUGUAGAAUCGAUGAAGAAAUGUCUUUUCCAAACUGAGCUUGAAUUGGGGGAAUUCGAAUCCUCUUUGCUCCAAGCAGAACAAUACAUUUCGCUACUUGAGGCACAAUCCAACAACUUUUCGCAGAACUCACAAUUCGCUAAUCUUAUUACUAGCAACUAUCGGGACCUUUUGGUGCUACUUCUAUCGGCAGAUCGUUCUGCCGCACAGUGCAACAAUCUAAGGAAAGAGAUCGAUCUGUACAACAAUUUGGUCUCCAAACAUUUCGCAGCACCUAAAUUGAUUAUCACUAUUAUGGACUAUCAUGUAAAGGCGCUUAAGUCAAUGGAUGAACAAUUAAAUCAAUUACAAUGCAUGGCCGAUAAUGUGGCCAGUAAUUAUGAUCAAAUAACUAAACAACUCAAGAUAAGCAGCCUGAGCACUAAGUGCACAUGCGAUAUGGCUAAAGUAGUUAAUGGCAAAUUCAAAAUUUCUGACUGUUUACAGCAUAAUUUUAAUGUAUUUAAAAAAUAA
Drosophila grimshawi is the source of this 705-nucleotide messenger RNA. RefSeq lists its product as uncharacterized. The coding region runs from base 16 to 705 and encodes 229 amino acids. The record is from RefSeq and is a predicted model, not a curated record. NCBI's taxonomy places the organism in Eukaryota, Metazoa, Arthropoda, Insecta, Diptera, Drosophilidae. The transcript is spliced from 3 exons.